AAGAAGAAGAAGAUCAACAUGGCGUCCGUCAGCAGUGAUGAGUGGAGAGCUAUUUGUGACAAAUUCACCAACGCCCAGAAUUUAACCGUUGUAGAAUCACUUAAUGACCCAGACAAUGACCCGUUCCGCUCCAAAUACAAGGCUAGGGAGCUCCUCAGGGAGAUAUACUGCUCGCUGAAGAGUUUUGAGGCCGGGGAAGGUGAGGAGGAGAGCGGCGGAGAGACCGGAGAGACCGGAGAGACCGGAGAGAGCGGCGAGCAGCUGCCGGUGGAGGCUCCGGUAGACGGGCAGACUGAGGAGGCGUUCAGUCAGGGCUUCUGCGGAGACUCUCCAGCCGGGCUGCGGGCCGCUAAACUCGGGGCGGUGGAGUACUACCUGGGCGUCAACCAUGUGGACACAGAGGAGCUGUCCGCCGGGCAGGAGCAUCUGAUGAACUGCAUGAAGCUGCUGGGGAAAUGCAGGGUAUCUUCGGAGAAUGUGUCACUGUUUAUCCAUGCCAGGAACCAGUUGGGCAUCCUGUGGGCCGGCCGCGAUGAGACGGAGACCGCUCAGGGAUUUCUUGAAACUGCUGAAUCUAUCUACCAACGUUAUAUGAAAGAGGAUGGAAGUCCACCCACUGACAUGGCAGAUUACUUCAGUACUGAAGAGAACCAGUUGACACAUCAGGAAAGGACCAAGAGGUUUGAGUUGGCCUACACCCAUACCAUGUACUACCUUGCUCAAGUCUAUAAAAACCUUGGUGAAACUGAGCGUGCUGCCAUCUACUGCCACAGCACCCUGCAGAGACAGUUAAAGUUAAAUCAGUUCAGUCCUAUGGAGUGGGCUCUGAACGCUGCCACACUAUCGCAGUAUUACAUCACUAAGGGCCGAUACAUGGAAGGCAGACAUUGUCUCUCAGCGGCAACUGUCAUAUCGGGUUUGGCAGGAGAAGUUCCUUCUGAGGCCGCAGCACAGGAGAGUGAGACAGAGAGCGAGCGCAGGGAGCAGCUCAGGCAGAAGAGAGCAGAGAUUGCGAGAUGUUGGAUAAAAUACUGUCUCAACAUUCUGCAAGACUCUAAGAAGCUGCUAGAGGACAGCAUUGGGGAGCUGGAUACAGAUCGUCAAGAAGAAAUGAAGAGAGGGAGGAGACUUGAGGAGGAAGAGGAGGAAAAGGAAAGGAAGAGCGCUAUGCUGUUUGGCUCUGAAGACACCUUUGACUCCAUUGCUAGCCUGGAGGAGAAGGUGCGCUGUUUGUUGCCAAUGGACUUCACCGAGGCCAGAGCCAUAUUUCUGGUGGGACAAAAUUAUGUCACAGAGGCCAAAGAGUACUUUCAGAUGGACGGCUAUGUGACGGACCACAUAGAGAUCCUGCAGGAUCACAGUUCUCUGUUCCGAUCCCUGGCUUUCUAUGAAGAGGAUCUGGACCGGCGCUGCAAAAUGCACAAACGAAGAGUUGAUAUGAUGGAGCCUGUCUGCAUGGAAUUGAACUCCAAGUACUACCUAAUGAUCCGCAGACAGAUGAUGUUUGAGUUGGCUGAGACCUACAAUGAAAUGAUGGACCUGAAGCUGACGCUAGCCAACAGACAAGAUGAAACAGAAUCUCUUGACAACCACACCGUUAAGAAAUUUAACAAUCUCUGCUCUGCUUCUGCCAAGUACUUCCAGAUGUUCCUAGACUCUCUGUGUUCUCCAGAGGGGAAGCAGCCGGAGCAUCUGGAGGAGGAGGUGCUCCGACCGGCUCUGGUGGCUCGCUUCAGGGUGGCCCGACUCUACAGCCGGCUGAUCUGCACCUCACCCCCCGGUCAGGUGGAAAACCUUGACAAGUCGCUGGAACACUACAAAUAUGUGGUGGAUUACUGUGACUCCCACCCAGAGGCCGUGGCCACAGUGGAGACGGAGCUGGAGCUGAGUCGGGAGAUGGUCGGCCUGCUCCCUCUCAAAAUCAACCGCAUCAAAGCAAAGAUCCCCGCCAACAACUGAAGGACGCCCCCUCUCUCACCUGACUGACUAGUUGUUUACUAAAAGUGUAACAUCCCAAAAAUGAGUCGGUCGAUCUAAAUGUACCACCUUUUACAGUCAGUGGACACUCCCUACAAUUAGAGAAACUGGACAGUGAAGGACUUUCUUGCUUAUUUAACCACAUCUUUCUUGGCAGUGUUCAUGCUGCAUUUACGAGACCUUUGAACCCAUCACACACUGUAAAAAUGUGCUCUGCUCUGUGAAGUAACAUUUUAUUUGAACUCAAAUAACACAGUUAAUAUAUUCUCUUCAAAAUGAACAUGUAAAUGUCUUCCUCACUAAUUGAGAUCAGUUGAUAAUAAUCUUUUCAACACUUUGAAUUUGAUGUGAGUCUACCUUUUUCUCACCUUUGUUCUAAACCACAGUAGUGUGAAGAAAUACGUGUAGGUAUAAAGCUAAAAUAUCACAAGCUCCCUAGGCAAGAAAUAAUAAAAAACAAAUGAUUGGACUAAGAUCCUUAAAGAUCUUGUAUGUACAUAACAUUUUUUUAUUUUGUUUUGUUUCAUUUUAUUUUACUAUCGUAUGUGACCGAGUUCUGAUUUAUGUUGUUUUCUAUGUUAUGUUUUUUUUUAUCACUCAUUGUCAAGCACUUUAGCACACUGAACUUUUGUUUCUUCAGCUACUAUCUGAUGUUAAAACAAAUGUUAAAGCCUACAGAUACCAGGGUUAGUGUAACCAUGGUAAUAACAAUAGGCAGCCAUCAGUACAGAUGGGCUUAGACUACUGACAGGUUGUUGUUGCGCCUUAAAACUGAGAAGCUUUUUCUGCAAACUGAGAAACAGUCUGAACUGUCAUAAAGUGGGCUUAUUCGUGUUGGUUUAUGAGGUAUUAUAAUCUGCAUGAUGCCAGAUGCCAGCUUUCACCAGGUGAACUCGAAUAUAUACUCUUGUAUAUUUCUUUCCUGCCUGUGAUGAAUCACAAUUUGGUCUUGUUUGUUGUACAGCAGAUAAUGUAUGUUAUGGUGAUAAACAAGUAAAGAACUACACACCUAUGACAAAA
Messenger RNA from Trematomus bernacchii (emerald rockcod), 2997 nucleotides. RefSeq names its product kinesin family binding protein (gene kifbp). Bases 19 to 1959 code for a protein of 646 amino acids. The record is from RefSeq and is a predicted model, not a curated record. NCBI's taxonomy places the organism in Eukaryota, Metazoa, Chordata, Actinopteri, Perciformes, Nototheniidae. The transcript is spliced from 13 exons. Gene Ontology annotation, molecular function: protein binding.